AUGGUACAAACUUCCCCACUUGCCAUAUAUGGUACAAACUUCCCCACUUGCCAUAUGUGGUACAAACUUCCCCACUUGCCAUAUAUGGUACAAACUUCCCCACUUGCCAUAUAUGGUACAAACUUCCCCACUUGCCAUAUAUGGUACAAACUUCCCCACUUGCCAUAUAUGGUACAAACUUCCCCACUUGCCAUAUGUGGUACAAACUUCCCCCACUUGCCAUAUAUGGUACAAACUUCCCCUACUUGCCAUAUGUGGUACAAACUUCCCCCACUUGCCAUAUAUGGUACAAACUUCCCCUACUUGCCAUAUGUGGUACAAACUUCCCCCACUUGCCAUAUAUGGUACAAACUUCCCCUACUUGCCAUAUGUGGUACAAACUUCCCCACUUGCCAUAUAUGGUACAAACUUCCCCCACUUGCCAUAUAUGGUACAAACUUCCCCACUUGCCAUAUAUGGUACAAACUUCCCCACUUGCCAUAUAUGGUACAAGCUUCCCCACUUGGCAUAUGUGGUACAAGCUUCCCCACUUGGCAUAUGUGGUACAAGCUUCCCCACUUGACAUAUGUGGUACAAGCUUCCCCACUUGCCAUAUGUGGUACAAACUUCCCCACUUGCCAUAUGUGGUACAAACUUCCCCCACUUGCCAUAUGUGGUACAAACUCCCCCCACUUGCCAUAUGUGGUACAAACUUCCCCACUUGCCAUAUUUGGUACAAACUUCCCCACUUGCCAUAUAUGGUACAAACUUCCCCACUUGCCAUAUAUGGUACAAAUUUCAGGUAUCUUCUUGAGGUUAUCUUGA
Messenger RNA from Procambarus clarkii (red swamp crayfish), 804 nucleotides. The record is from RefSeq and is a predicted model, not a curated record. NCBI's taxonomy places the organism in Eukaryota, Metazoa, Arthropoda, Malacostraca, Decapoda, Cambaridae.